Molecule: messenger RNA, 3773 nt
Organism: Pseudomyrmex gracilis
Lineage: Eukaryota; Metazoa; Arthropoda; Insecta; Hymenoptera; Formicidae
Gene: Cnb
Exons: 8
Coding region: 441-3614 (1057 amino acids)
Biological process (GO): regulation of cilium assembly; centrosome separation; mitotic cytokinetic process
Cellular component (GO): centriole; centrosome
Source: RefSeq, a predicted model, not a curated record
GUAGCGUAAUGUUUUCCUUCCUAAGCGCGCAAGUGUCAUCUGAGUUUGUUUAUAAACUCUUGGAAGUUCUGCAUAUACGUGUAAAUCUUUGCGCGAUGCGGCUUGUUGGCGAUCGAACGGAAAUGAAUUAAUCCUCGUUUGUGAGCGUUGCAUUGCGCUUCGCGCUGCGAAACGCCGUUUUGUGCCUCGGUAAAUACACGCUGCUGUAAAGACAAAGCUUAACCUUAAACCCACGCUGUUUUCGCGCGCGCACUUGUUGUCAACGUUUUAAGUUCUCGCCUGCUCUCUCGUUGCUGUGCGAAAAACGGCGCGAUUAAAACCGCGCAAUAGUAAUGAGCGAACGCUUAGCGAACGCUUGGCAAACGUCGCUGGCCGUGGUGGUGAUCGCAUGACAGCAUCGCUAACGGUGAUUUAGGGCAGCCUAAUUCUAUGGAUGGAUAAUGAGCGAGUCUGACGACACGGACGUCCUGCUCCUGAUCCCGCCCGACGUAUUUCACGUUCCGUCCCCCCCCGAUUCGGACGCCAGCUCGGCGAUUCAUCAAACGGACCGUACCAGCGUAAUCUCGGAGCUGGUCGGGCACAUGCAGUCGCUCGAGUCCCGCAUCACCGCCAUCGAGUCCAGGGACAACAGUCUGGACGUGUCCGCGCUCAACAACUCGUUGGACUCGCAACUGCGCGACCCGAGCUGCGCGUCUCGCUCCUGUAACCGUCAAAACAACCCACCCGUAAGAUUUUCCGUAAGUCAGAGCGCCAGCAGCCUGCAGAACACUCCUGUAAAACCCCGGAAAUCUCUGUCCGUUCCCUCCGCUCCUGCCGAAUGUAUCUCACAGAAUUGUAACAAUUCUCUGAGAAACGACGCAACAAACCUGGGAUGCUACAUUGGGACAACUACCGCUACCUCCAAUACGGUUAAUACUAAUUCCCCCGCGCGAGCCAAGCUUGAUGUUCUAACGUCGCGUUCCGAUCCUUCCGUGGCGCCUCCUGCUUCAUGUGGUACCGGGUUCUCGCAUGCUAUGUCCUGCAGAAGGGAAUCUCUUUCGUUACGUCCGAGCGAUCGUUGUACAGAUACAAGCAAUCUGUAUUCGAAACCUCACGCUUCUUUGCAUUCAACAGUACCUGUUCUGUCGAACUUGUCCAAUGCGUCGAUAGGCCACACUUCUCGAUCCAGAAUAGUGCAGGAAAUGGAGCUGUUGGAGGUGGACGAGUUGCUUCAGGAAAUGGAAGCGACCGAAUUAGAAUUGUCGAAGAGAAUAAACAGCACCGGCGGGUAUCAGUAUCGCAACGAGCCAGUUUACUCGUUGACCCAACCUGUCGUUAACGCGAGCAAUCAGGAGAAGAUCGGGCCGUUUCGAAAAUUAGAUUUUCAAUCGUCCAAAGAGUCGCAGCUUGUUGACGCUUCAUUCGUAUCGCCCUCCAAAAAAUCAAACAAUAUAUUUCCCGAUAUAUCGUUGCCGUAUGGCAACUCGUCCUAUCUCAACGAGACUGAGAAGAUGAUAACCGAGUUCAAAACGUGGGAACAGAAUGCUGCUCAACAACCUGUUCCCGCGUCAAAUGGAUACGCAACAGAAAGUACAAAUAGCAUAAAGAAUACCACAGAGUAUUUAUCCACUACGUCUUCCGCCGUGUUGGACAAUACAAGAUCUAAGGAGUCAUUGCCAGAUCGGAACGUUGCAUUUACAAAGGAAUCAGCUAAACUUUCUGAAGCGACUCCGCAGAAAGCUGGACAGUACAAUAAUAACACGGAACGUUUGCCGGAUCAUUCUAAAAUGCCACAGGGCAAUGGAAAUAUACACAACAGGAGAGACAGAACUGAAUUUAGUAAAAGUACCGCACAUGUUGGAACAAACACAGACUCUCAUUUAAAAAAAUGUCAGCGAUUGUUGUCACUCUCCGACUUCUGGGACAUUAAUCCAGCCAGAUCGCAAGAGGAAACGCUUAGAAUCAAAUUGGAAGAGGAGAAAUUUCGCAGAGAGCAUUGCGAGCAUCUGAUUCAAGAGCUUCAAAAACGGCUGCUGGAACAACAAGAGAAAGUGGCCGUUGCGGUCAGAGUUGACAAUGAGAAGAACGUUCUGAUAUCUCAGUUUCACGCAGCUUGGUCUAAAUUAAAGCAAGAGGUCGAGACAUUGGAAAUUGAGCACAGGAACUCGCAAACCAAUUUGCAAAGUGCAACCGAAAAACAUCAGUCCGAAGUUUCGGAACUUCAAAGUCAGAUCAAACGACUCGAGGGAGAAUUGUCGAAGGCUUUGGAUCUGGCGGCAGGCUACAAAGAGAAAAGCGACACCACGAUCAGAGAGAAAGUCGAUCUAUUGAAAAAUCACGCGGAUGAAUUGGAAAGUUACAAAUUAUUAGUUCAGGAAGCCGAAAACAGAUAUGAAGAAGUUAAAAUCGAAUUGAACAAGCUGUUGAAAAAGAACGAACAUGGUGAGGAAGCGUUGAAGAUCGUUCAAGAUGAACUGAAUAGAGAACAUUUGAAGGGAAGCGAGGUGCGAAAAGAAAUGGGUCUUAUUCACAAGGCACUGGACGCUUGCGAAGCCGAACUGGCGGUGCUUAGACAAGAGAAAGACAACUUGCAACUUAAACUCAAAGAAGAAAUAAACAGAAAUUCCAUUUUAGAACAAAAGAAUUUAUCGCUGCUUAAAUCCAUUGACGAUGCAAAAAAAGCAGAGAAAUUAGCUAGAGACGAGACCAAAUCUAUUGUCGAGGAAAAGCAAAAGAUCAGAGAGGAGUUGCAAAAAGUUUAUCAGAAGCAGGUCGAUGAAGUGGUGAAAGCAAAAUUGCAAGAAUUCCAAAUGCAACUUGAUUCUGCGGAAUCUGAAUUUUUGGAAGAGUUGAAGACGCGGCAGCAAGUUAUAGCUGAAUGUGCUGCCAAAAAGAUAAAAGAUCUUAUCGACAAACAUCGCUUAGAGAUAAACCUGUUAGAAGAAAAACACAAAGAAGAAAAGCGGUUGUUCGAUCUGCAAUUAGCUCAGGCUCUGCAGAGAUCGGCUAUGUUGGAAACGCACUUGAAUUCACAACGGGCGACAAAAUCUCAGCUCGCGGAACAGUUGCACUCGGUAAUGCAGAAACAAUGGCAGCAAGCGUUGCAGAUUAUCUCAGGUGGUAACACGGAGAAUUUAUCUCCGCUGCAAAAAAUUCACACAGACAAAUAUUUCGACCCUAACGGUCCCAAAAAAUCCGAAUCCUUGCCAAACUGUUACACUAAACUUUCUCAGGAACCGGUAAGACACGUGACUCAGUCGCAAAAUCCGAUCAGCGUGCAACCGGCUGACAAUCAUAACGAAAGCAUGAUUUCGAUCGAAAACACACCGUUAACGAGUAAAAAAGAAUCGAAGGACGACCUUCGAAAGUAUGUGAAAAUGAUUACCGAGAUGCAUCUAGCGAAAGAAGAGAAUUUAAGACCGAGAACUAGCAUCUCGAGUCCGCCGUUGGGCUGCAGAGAGGUGCCGCGGAAGCAUUAUUUUAAGAAAGAACUGAGCAUAAUGAGUAGCGAGGAUAGCGCCACGUGGCAGCCAGUUUCCGAGACGUCCGCGCGCGACAUUAGCGAACAUCUGUCCCUUCCGCAAAAGAUGAUCGCCAAGACGGAUCAGCAGAAGAGCAAGCCUCCGUGGAAGUGACUCGUGACCACUGAUGGUGACGAUACCGAUGGUGUGGACGAGGUAGAUUAAAUUCCAUUUGGUACAGUGUACUUAAUUAGCAGUAACGCCGGAGUCUCUCAUUUUAUACAGAUCAACACUAUCUAUAUUUUCUAAACGCGAAGAGAAUUUAAUAAUAAA